AUGCCCUUCUCCAAUAGCCACAACACGCUGAAGCUGCGUUUCCCGGCCGAAGAUGAGUUCCCCGACCUCAGCGGCCACAACAACCACAUGGCCAAGGUACUCACCCCCGAGCUGUACGCCGAGCUGCGCGCGAAGAGCACCCCAAGCGGCUUCACGGUGGACGACGUCAUCCAGACCGGCGUGGACAACCCAGGCCACCCCUAUAUUAUGACCGUGGGCUGCGUGGCCGGCGACGAGGAGUCGUACGACGUGUUCAAGGAGCUUUUUGACCCCAUCAUCGAGGACCGGCACGGAGGCUAUAAGCCCACCGACGAACACAAGACGGACCUCAACCCCGAUAACCUGCAGGGCGGCGACGACCUGGAUCCCAACUACGUGCUGAGCUCGCGGGUGCGCACGGGCCGCAGCAUCCGCGGCUUCUGUCUCCCCCCGCACUGCAGCCGCGGGGAGCGCCGCGCCAUCGAGAAGCUCGCCGUGGAAGCCCUGUCGAGCCUGGACGGUGACCUGGCUGGGAGGUACUAUGCGCUCAAAAGCAUGACGGAGGCGGAGCAGCAGCAGCUUAUCGACGACCACUUCCUUUUCGAUAAGCCCGUGUCGCCCCUGCUGCUGGCCUCGGGCAUGGCCCGCGACUGGCCCGACGCCCGCGGCAUCUGGCACAAUGACAAUAAGACCUUCCUGGUGUGGAUCAACGAGGAGGACCACCUGCGGGUCAUCUCCAUGCAGAAGGGGGGCAACAUGAAGGAGGUGUUCACGCGAUUCUGCAACGGCCUCACCCAGAUUGAAACGCUCUUCAAGUCUAAGAACUACGAGUUCAUGUGGAACCCUCACCUGGGCUACAUCCUCACCUGUCCGUCCAACCUGGGUACGGGUCUGCGGGCCGGGGUGCACAUCAAGCUGCCCCACCUGGGAAAGCACGCGAAGUUCCCCGAGGUGCUCAAGCGGCUGCGGCUUCAGAAGCGAGGCACAGGCGGUGUGGACACUGCCGCUGUGGGCGGGGUCUUCGACGUCUCCAACGCGGACCGCCUGGGCUUCUCGGAGGUGGAGCUGGUGCAGAUGGUGGUGGAUGGCGUGAAGCUGCUCAUCGAGAUGGAGCAGCGGCUGGAGCAGGGCCAGGCCAUCGAUGACCUCAUGCCGGCCCAGAAGUGA
Messenger RNA from Rangifer tarandus platyrhynchus (Svalbard reindeer), 1146 nucleotides. NCBI's taxonomy places the organism in Eukaryota, Metazoa, Chordata, Mammalia, Artiodactyla, Cervidae. The record is from the annotation of a GenBank genome assembly.